GGGACUGCGGCGUCAGGCGGGGGUGGGGGAGCUGAGCCAGCAUCACCCGCGCAGCUCAUCUCACCUCACGGCCUGGGGCACCAACCCAGCCACCCACAGCGGGGUGGUCAGUGCAGGGGCUGUCAGGGCGGAGCUGGGCCAGCUGAUUUGGAGGGUGCAUGGCAUGUACUUCGUGAUCCUGACAUCUGCAAGAGUCUCAAGUCCCAUCCCUGUUUACUUCCAGAAAACAGCAAGCUGAACAGACACUGUGUGUGCGCGCGCGUGUGUGUGAACUUGGCAAAGGCAUGGCUUGCCCCCAAGUCCCCAGAAGGAGUGCAGCCUGUCCCCAGGCUCAUCCUCAGUCUUACCUCUUGGGCACUUUCCCUACUUCCUCCUGAGAGGAGGAUGCUGCUGCAAGAGUGCCACCCACCCCUGGCCCCCAGCAGGUCUCUACCCUCCCCCAGGACUCCUGCCAGGGUGUGUCCAUCUUGCGGGCCCCUUGGAGGUGCCCUCUGGCUGGCUGGUCCACGAGAUGACUGGCAUGCUGUCAGUGACGGGAAACUCUGGCAAGCCCGGUAACAUUCCUGAGAGCUUCAGAGAAACCAAAACUUGGCUCCUCUCUACCAAGUAGGAGCCAAGCCCCUAGAACAAUGGCGUGUCCAUCCCUCCCCAGCCAGGAGCAGGAAGGGGAGAGAGCCCCAGGCCCUGGCUUCCAGCCCACCUGCUCCAGCAAAGCAGCCCAGCAGAUGGGAUCUCUCCGCCAAAGCCCCCACUGUGCCCCUGGACACCCGGGCCAACAUGCUCUGCGGGGUCUGCCCUGGCACUGCCCUCUCUUGGGCACGGGGGACCCUCCCAGGGCAAGGAGCCGGGCUUCUCGCACCUCCCGUAAAUGCCGGGCCGUACGUGCUGGCAGAACCAGCCAUCCCCAGCCUUCCCUGGACUCAACACAGAAGCCAGGCUGUGGGCUGCGCAGGACUGGACAGCAGAGGCCCUGGAGCGCCCCCUUCUGUCGGGAGUGCGGGCCUAGCACAUGGGCCCUGGCCUCCUGGCUCCCCAACCUGAUCUCCGGCCCACCCAUCCUCACAGCAUCACCCUCGAUCGCGAGGCGACUUCUGUCCCCUGCCCAGCCCUCCCUUUAUCCCAGGCCCGGCCUCCUGGGGUUCUGCCGCCUCUCCUGCAUGGCCUGACUCCACGUGCAACAUGUUACCGCCCCCGCCAGUCCCCCAGCAUCUGACCUGUGGCCCCAGCCUGGGCUGGCCGGCCCCUCCCCCAUGCCACCUUCAGGACUCAGCUGAGCAGAGUGGAGACGUGGGCCCAGGCCCUCAAGUGGCAGGACCUCCCACGGCUGCACUUCGCCCAUCUCUGGGUGCUCCCGCCGCCCAAAGCCCCACCCCAGGACGCCCACCUGCAGGCCUGAGCCCCUCCUCGGUUGGAGACAGGUUUCCUGCUUCCCGGGGGGCAGGGGCUCUGCUCUGUCACCUGGUUCCGUCCCAGGCCCAGCACCUGGGGCGCACUUUGACCACCGCAGUGACACCUGCCCCAGCUCCCUCUUGCCUCGCUUCCCUGUGAACUCGCCCAGCAACUGCCCCCCACGCCCACAACAGCCCACAGCACUGCUCUGAAGUCCUCCUGACUGAAAUAGAGCUUUAGUAUCCUCCCCUCCCCUUAAAGGUCCACCUCUCUGAAAAAGGACCAGUCUCCACUUUCCCCUUCCUCCCUCCCUUCCUUCCAUCACUCCUCCAACAAAGCCCCGGUGGGCUUCAUGUCCAGCACUGGGACGGCCCCUGGAGACCCAGCGAGGUGCGCACAGACCUGGAACCACUCACACUGUGCACUAAAAGCGGGCAGAGUGAGGUGUUUGGGGAGCUCCCCGCCCAGAAGCUGCUGGAGACGGGGGCUUCGUGGAGUGAGUCUGCAUCUGGAGGUGGGGGGCGGGGAGGGAGAGCAGGAGCGAAGGCCUGUGUGAGGGCAGAGCCAGGGCUCAGCCCCGAGAAUGAAGGUCCGGGCCUGGGGCAGGCAGGCGGCAGGGGUGGGAGAGGCAGGAAGGCCAGCCAGCCUUCAGGCAAGCCCGGGUGCUAGGGAAGGCACAGAGAGGGUGCGUGGGAUCGGAGACAAGGCUGGGAGGCGCCUGCAUGCCUCCUGGCUCCUGAGUGGGCGGUGGCACUGGCUUAGGCAGAGCUUCCCCUGCAAGAGAUGCCAUCUGGGGGACGGGCACAAGUGAACCUUGGACCUGCAGGCCCUCAGAGGCAGGUGGGGCCCUCUGCCCAUCCUUAACCGGCCGGAGUCCCAUAGAUCUUAGCUGACCAGCCUCCCCGCUCCCAUCUUAGCUCCCCUACCCGGGCCUCAACGUCCCCCACGGGCCACACUGAUCCUGAAACCUUCUCCUCCCACACCUGUAGCUCCCCGGCCCCUCUGCGCUCAGCGGCCCUUUCCUGUUUGGGACCCAGUUACGCUGCGAGGAUCUCUGCCACGGCUCAGGCCAGGCCAAGGCCCCUGCGGUGGCCAAGGGUCCAGUCUCCUACCUCCCACGGAACGUGCUCAGCGAGAGGCAGCGCAGGUGGGGGCCGCGCAGUGGGGUUGGGGGUCAGAGGAGGUCAGGUUUGUGCCCGCGAGCUGGUUUCAGGUGGCUGGGACAGGCUCGUGCCGUCUGUCGGGUAAGGGAAUGCUUAGUACAUCCCCGAGGUGAAUAUAACACACGUUUUUGGGGGUGGGGGUCCCAAGGGCCACCGUUGCAGCCCUUUCUUUGACCCGAAGUCCUGGGCACCUCGAGGUUGUGCAUGUGCCACCGACACCCUCAGGCAGUGACGGUGCAGGCUUGGGUCGCCCGCGGCAAAUAUCUGGAUAGCCUGCAGCUUGGGGUCCAGGGCCCUGGGCCAGUGUGUGUGCUGACACGAUCCGUAAAGGGCUCAGGGGGCUCUGGUGGCUGCGGUGCUUUUUCCGGGUCAAGGCCAGACUGCCCCAUGGUCGGUGGUCACUUCCCUGGAGGCAGGAAGCGGAUCUCCUUGAGCUGUGAGCGCCUGCGGGCCCUGCUGCCCCAGUUCGACGGCCGGCGGGAGGACAUGGCUUCAGUCCUGGAGAUGUCGGUGCAGUUCCUCCGGCUCGCCAGCGCCCUGGUGCCCGGCUGGGAGAAGCACGCUGAGACAUGGCACACGUGGCAGAAGGAUGUUUUGCAGGUGGCCCUGGCGAGUCAGACCCCAGCAGGUGCCCCGGACCCCGGCGUGGGAACAUCCAGCGUGACCAUGCAGCAGGCUUCCCCGAGCCGUGCAGCUGCGGAUGUGGACGACGAGCCGCCCAGCCUGGUCCUCCGGUCUCCAGGCCUGAGUCCCUCCAGGGCCCUGAGGCCGCCCAUGCUGUGGUCGCGGCAGCCACCCUCCCCGCUGGUGAGCGAAGAGUCUCAGAGCUGCUUGGGCCGGGCUGGGUCCCCAGGUCAAGGGACUGACAAGGCCAUAACGCUGGAUGCCAGGUCUGUGUCGGGGUAUGACGUCGAAGACGGGUCGUCCUUUCUGCUGACGGCCAGUCCUGACUGGUGGCUGGGGUCCCUGGAGGGCAGAGGCAGCAGUGCCCCUUUUCGGGUCCCCGCCAGGAGCAGCGUGCUGGACAGGGCAGAGCCCAGCUUCCUGGGCGACCAUGAGCCCGGCUCCCAGGACCCCCCUGACGGGCCCCUGGAGCCAUGGAGCUCAGACGUGAGCUGCCCCAGCUCGGCCCUGCGGGAGGAGGUAGACACCAUCUUCCCCGACUUCUUUGCUUACUGAGGGCCGGGUCGCGCCAGGCUGCAGGGCACGGGGCCUUUGCAGCAGCUCGUGCCGCACGCUUGGGCAUUGCUUUUGGGGUUUGGGCUGCAGCUGUGCUCUAAUUCCAGCGAGGCUGUGGG
This is a messenger RNA of Globicephala melas (long-finned pilot whale), 3850 nucleotides long. It is a transcript of the gene SOHLH1, whose product is annotated as spermatogenesis and oogenesis specific basic helix-loop-helix 1. The record is from RefSeq and is a predicted model, not a curated record. Gene Ontology annotation, biological process: regulation of DNA-templated transcription; spermatogenesis. Gene Ontology annotation, molecular function: RNA polymerase II cis-regulatory region sequence-specific DNA binding; DNA-binding transcription factor activity, RNA polymerase II-specific; protein dimerization activity. NCBI's taxonomy places the organism in Eukaryota, Metazoa, Chordata, Mammalia, Artiodactyla, Delphinidae. Gene Ontology annotation, cellular component: nucleus.